GACCAGAUAAAUCACAAUGAGUGGAGGUUACGGUAACCACGCGGCGUCGUCGAACCCGUAUGCGCAGCAGCAAGACAGCUACAACCCAUAUGGCGGCGGACAAACCACAGCCUACAACCAAGAGCCCGCAGGUUCGCUCCCCCCCCUCCAACCCAUCACUCUCUCCCCUCCCAGUCAGUUGUACGGAGAGAGGUUGAUCCUGUUUUUCACCGUGUAAUUGUUGCUUCAGAGACUAAAGUUGAACCGUACUCGCCUCUGAAUUCAGGAAACUAUGAGAUGGGCAACCUGAAUGGCGGAGGAGGAUACACCGCGCCACCGCCGCAAGACAAUGUCCAGGACUUCUACGCCGAGGUCGACCAGAUCCGUGGUGGCAUCGAAUCCGUCAAUGCCAAUAUCGCGCAGAUCGAGAGCCUGCACCAGCGCUCGCUGAACGAUAUCGACGAGGCCGCGCAGCAGAUGACGACUAAUCGCCUCGAGGCGCUGGUUACAGAGACGAGCGCGUUGAACACCAACCUGGCCACCAGGAUCAAGGCCCUCAAGGGGAAGGCUUCGAGGGAUCCCACCAAGGCCCCUCAGGUCGGUGUGUUGGAUCGGAAUUUCAAGGAUUCCUUGAGGAAGUACCAGCUCGUCGAGAAGAGCUUUGCCGAUCGGACGAGGGAGCAGAUGGCUAGGCAGUACAGGAUUGUCAAGCCCGACGCUUCCGAGGAUGAAGUGCGACAGGCGUGUGAGGAUUCGCAGGGACAGCAGGUCUUCUCUCAGGCUCUCCUCUCCGGCAACCGCCGCGGCGAAGCCCGUUCGGCGCUGCGAGAAGUCCAGGCGCGCCACACGGAGAUUCAGCGGAUCGAAAAGACCAUCAUCGAGCUGGCACAGCUGUUCAGCGAGAUGGAGCAGAUGGUCACGGAGCAGGACGAGAUGGUGCAGGUUAUUGACCAGCGCGGCGAGGAGAUCACCCACAACGUCGAUAAGGCCCAGGAGGAGAUCGGUGGUGCCGUCGAAAAGGCCCGCUCCGCUAGGAGAAAGAAGUGGUGGUGCUUGUUGAUCGCUCUGCUCAUCAUCAUCAUCAUCGUCGUCAUCGCGGUCGUGGUUACGCUCGUCAACAAGAAGUAGUGGUGGGGGGGCAGCCCAGAUAAUUUUCGAUUCCCGGCUUCUUCUUUUCUUCUUCUUCUUCUUCUUUGGGGGGAGGAGGGAUGGAGGCGGACCUUACAUACUACUACUUCUUCUUUUCUUACCGCUUUUACUUACUUAAUCGCCCAUUGUGUUUUUCUUCUUCGUGCGAAUGUGGUUUUUUUCUUUUGUGGUUUUUCUCUUGUGUAUGGUGUGGGUGUGGGUUUUGGUGAGGAUUAUGGUGAGGAUUAUGGUGAGGAUUGUGGUGAGGUUUAUGAGAGGAAUUGUGGGGAAUUGUGGGGAAUUGUGGUAUCUGUGUAGAAUACAUGUAUACUCGUUUUUCGUUAUGCAUACUUCCUUACUCGUGGUGAAUUGGGUUGUGCUAUGAUGUGGUUGAUGCGGUGUGAUGUACUGUGAUGCGGAUGGCCCGUAGGAUCCUUAUCGAUACCGUGAUGGCACG
Messenger RNA from Tricharina praecox, 1564 nucleotides. Its product is annotated as t-SNARE. Gene Ontology annotation, biological process: exocytosis; intracellular protein transport; vesicle fusion. Bases 277 to 1107 code for a protein of 276 amino acids. Gene Ontology annotation, cellular component: SNARE complex; plasma membrane; endomembrane system. Lineage: Eukaryota; Fungi; Ascomycota; Pezizomycetes; Pezizales; Pyronemataceae. The transcript has 5 exons. Gene Ontology annotation, molecular function: SNARE binding; SNAP receptor activity. The record is from RefSeq and is a predicted model, not a curated record.